Cylicocyclus nassatus is the source of this 1436-nucleotide messenger RNA. The record is from the annotation of a GenBank genome assembly. NCBI's taxonomy places the organism in Eukaryota, Metazoa, Nematoda, Chromadorea, Rhabditida, Strongylidae.
GGUCUCCUGAUGAACUCUAGUCAUUAAAACAGCGAUUCCAUCCGUAUGUAGUAGAAUUGUGCAGCUCGUGUCGUUGUCGAUAGUUUUGCAUAACGGUACUGCGAGCCGCUUAGCCGUGCUCUCGUGUGCCCGACCUGUGUCUCACCGAACGAGUUCAGUCGCCGAUGCAUGCCGUGCCUGAAACCCGCAGAAUUACGCUUUGUUCACGACCCUCUUACAAGAUGGCUGUGGCAGUACUUGUUUCCAUUGCAAUUUACUCUCGGUGUACUAGGAAACAUAUUGAAUUUAUGCGUCUUAGCUUCAGAUGAAACUUCCAACGUUGCAAGCGAUUUGCUUGCCGCUGUAUCGUUUUGCGAUUUGGCGUUUCUUCUAGUCAUGCUACCGCAUGCUUUAUCGUCGUAUGAUACCUUAGCUUUCAACGACAAUUUCCGCUUUUUCUAUUUGAAAAGUAAACAGCACAUUGCGGCCGUUGCAAAUUGGAUGAGCGCGGCAGCCAUCUGGCUCAUCUUAGCUGUGUCCGUUGAGCGUUUCUUAAUAGUUCGAUCGCCAUUACGUUCGAAGCUAUAUUGGCAGAGAGGAAAAAUGGUGCUCGUAUUGAGUUCGAUCUUCUUUGCCACAGGUUUGCUUACUCUUUAUCAUCACUUCGAGUACGAUUGCACACUGAUGGAAUUUUGCAAUGGAAGCCAACUAAUUGAUUUUUGCUAUUAUGCGGGCGAAAAACAUCCAAGAACAUUCCUCAAAAAAGAACUGAUCCUUCCAAGCGAGGUAAAGAAAGUUUAUAUGCGGGUAAUGACUAUAUUCAAUGCUGUUUUGGUUGUCUUUGCACCAAUUGUAUUUGUUAUUCUUUUAAACAUGUUAAUGAUAAGGGAACUACAUUACAGUGAUAAGACUUUGCUGGAAACUUUUCGCGGUUCAAUCACCAGAACGCAACAUCGACAACGUCGUCGUGUAACAAUCACAGUUAUUGCGAUUGGUUUAUGUUUCUCAUUAACCCAAGGACCAUCCGCGGUUAUGGUAAUCUGGGAGCUGUUUGCUGGUUAUGCACAUCUAGGAGCGACAUUUUAUGCGAUUUUCAGCAUUACGAAUAGCCUCGUCGUAACAGGGAAAACCAUCAAUUUCAUAUUGUUCUGCCUUUCAUCGGAGCAUUUUCGCCGAAAGUGCUUCAUACUUUUGUUUCGAAAAUUUCCGAGGUUAUCGCAGAGCAGUAUUGGCCAACGGUUAAGCGCCUAUACGAGGAGUAAUUCGACCGAUGUACGAGGCUCUUUGCGAACUUUGCGAUCCUAUCGACGCAGCUCUGUGCCUGCACUCCGCGAACAAAGGGAAAGCACACAUAUACCGGAAAUUCAGACACUCGUCACCAAAACUGAUUGAGCGUUUUGUAUAUAGUGUUUUUGUUGAUGUUUUAUCUUUGAGCUUUCGAUAAAUUAUCCCUAGGU